AUGGCGCACUUGAUGGUACGUUUAACUGAUUUACAUGUAUCUUUAAGUAAUACGGACUCUGAUAAAAAAGAGAUGUUAGAGUACAGCAUACGUUCAGACGGUACCUGCACCAUUAACGUAUCCGAUGCUCAGAUGGUAGAUAAUAUGGGACGUGUUAUGGGUGGUGAUUUCGGUUUUAUAGAAGCCGGCGUAUCUGAUACCGUUUCAUUAAUAUGGCCUACCGUUUCGCUGUACAAUCGUGUGGGCAUAUGUCCUGUAGUCAUUAUAUCAACUAAUGCUAAAAAUGAUGAAUUUCAUUUAAAACAGUUGAUUAAAUUUGAUACCCGAUUUGAUAUCAUAGAUCCAGAAGGUCAUACCUUUAAAAAACAUAAAAAUUAUAAGGACUGUAAGAAUUGGGAUAAAGACUAUCUUAAAAAUUGCACACCAGUCAAUUGUGAGGAGCGUUAUUUCGGUUUGCGUAGCUUCUAUAAUGAGACCUCUGAAAAAUGCGUAGAGGUUGCUCGUUGUGCGGACGCUUAUGAGGUUGUAUUGACUUACCCAUCUCUUUCCAUUCUAAUAGUCAUUCAUUCAUCUAUCAGUUUUAUGACCAUUUUACCAAUGAAUGCAUCGAUACACGUUUCGUCAUUAGCGAAAGCGAUCUAA
Molecule: messenger RNA, 642 nt
Organism: Glossina fuscipes
Lineage: Eukaryota; Metazoa; Arthropoda; Insecta; Diptera; Glossinidae
Exons: 5
Coding region: 1-642 (213 amino acids)
Source: RefSeq, a predicted model, not a curated record